AUGGCUGACCAGGAGAACAGACAGUUUACUUCGGGGGACAACAUCCAACCUCUCCAAAGUCGCGUCCACCCCCCUCCACCGACCCGUCCUCCACCUCUACCACCAUCAUCACCCUCAUCUGCAGUUUCACCUUUACCAUUUCCACCUCCAUUGUCUCCGUCACCUCCAUCCGUUGCUUCACUUACUCUAUCUUCUUCACCUCCUCGCGGUCCUCCAAAUCAUCUUGAUAUCAACUUCUCAUGGGAGAAAAAUUCUCGUGGAGAUAGCCAUUCCGAGCAAAGCUUGCCAUCCAGGAGGUCUAAUUUCGGCCUACUUGCUAGCUUCACCUCUUUUUUUGGAGGAGCACCAAAGUCCAGAGAUAAAAUUAUCCCUUCUAUUCCUUCUUAUCUUCAGUACGGACCUUCUGAGCCAAUUCACGGCAUCGAAUAUCGCCUCAUCCGAAGAUUUCACCCUAAUUCAACCAUGCCACAACAAUCAAGUUUCAUCUACAUGGAUAAAGAUGCUGUUCACAGCAUUCUUUCGACCCUCAAGCACUUAGACUCCGAUCAGAUGGAGAUUUAUCUUCAUACUCAACUUUCUCUCGUCGCAGGAGCCCCCAGGUCUUGCCAAGAGACCUCCGUCUCUGGCUUCCUCGACUGGUUCAUGGAACCAACUGUCAAUAUUGCUCUCGCGAUUGAAUUACGCGAAUAUUGGUGGUCAUUGGAGUGUACAUUGCCCAAUGGAGUAAUCAUAAUUCAUUCUCUGGCCCCAUCAAUGUACGACAAUGUCUACAUAUUCAAGUUUUCGCCAGUUACUGGUGUUUUCUGCAAACUAGUUCCUCAGGAGGUCUCGGAUAUGAGAGCCUUCCUCUUCAAUCAUCCCCACAAUCCUAAAUUUUUCCAUCGCAUCAUGAGCAACAGGCAGCUCAGUGAUCACGCAAAGAAUCGAGGUCAGCAAAGCAUCGGUAUGAGUUCUGCUGCUAAAUCUAUGACCAAUCUGGCCAAUACUGUCGGUCGACGAUUGUCAGGGUCUAGCAUCAAUAAUAUGUCGACCGAUUUGCUCAACGGUAUCAAGAAUAACAUCAUUCCCACCUUGAUGAAGUGGAACAAAGUCCAAGACACCUGUCCAACCAGUUCUUCUAGGCUCACAGCCCAUCCAAAUAUCACAAGCCCUGAUAUAUCGCAGCGAGGAGCAGAAAACAAGCCUAAUUCCUUCCCAACUAGACGUCCUGGUUUCCUCAGAUCAGCUUCUGCAACCUAUAUUCGACACCCGCUUCAAACCCUUAGACACCACGGCUCAAGUGUCUCGGUUCUCUCGACACGUACCUCUGAGGAGUUUCACACGAUCAAGACUCCCUGUAUCGUUCUCACCACUCCUGAGCAAAAUACUGCCAUUUUGAAGCUGAGCGCUUUUGUUCCUCAGGGUUUUAAGGGCAAAGAGAAGAGUUUCUGGCAGUCGUUGGGCGAAACAAUCACCCCAAAGAAACCCGAAACUCCAACUUUUGUUUUCUGGAAAGACGUCUUCGAUCAAAUCUGUUUCGACGUUAGACAUUCCCAUAAGAUCUCGAGCUACCCGGUCGAAUUGGAUACAAAUAUUCAUAAUCAAGUCACAGACAACUUGAAUCGACUUCUCGUUGGAAUCACGGACAUGUACGUCAAGGAAACCGGUGGGAUGCAGCUCGACUUCAUUCGAAUGAAAAUUCUCUCGGACGAGGAGGCUUACCAGGCCUUCAACGUCCGAAUGUACCAGAGGUCGCGUAGAGCUACCGGCCACAGUGCCUUCUCGGAUCUCUUUCCUCCUAGGAAAGAGAACGUCAGUCUCAACGCCGAAGGCCCCCACGGGGGCAUCGGCGAGCCAACCGCGGAGGAAAUCCGCAGGCAAGGGCGAGUCCUUGCCAACAAUACGAAGCCCGACCAAAAGGUCGAGCUCAACCUCAGCUCCGAAGAGCUGGAGUUUUCGUCCGUCCUGCUGUCGCAGGACACCUACCUUGUCGAGGCGGUCCUUGCGGCGUGGUUCGCGGACGCCUCAGAGUGGAUGAAGGAAAGCGGCCUCCGCUGGAGGAAUAUGCUUUUUGAUCGCCAGGCCGCUGGGGGGCCUGGCGGUCUGGUUUAA
Messenger RNA from Orbilia oligospora ATCC 24927, 2091 nucleotides. RefSeq lists its product as uncharacterized. The coding region runs from base 1 to 2091 and encodes 696 amino acids. The transcript is spliced from 2 exons. The record is from RefSeq and is a predicted model, not a curated record. Lineage: Eukaryota; Fungi; Ascomycota; Orbiliomycetes; Orbiliales; Orbiliaceae.